CUUAGCGGUAGCAUUAGUGGUAGUGUGCCUCUCUCCCUCUUUCUGCUACUUGACCUCUUCUGACUUCCCCUCAAGGCUGAUUUCUCCCAACAACCAACAAUUCAACUACCCAUAAGCAUACACAUUACUCGCCCACGGCCCCCGUUCCUCCUCUUGAACUCACCCACGAUCAAUCUUUCAAGACUUGAUCGAACACCCGGAGAAAUUGCCCCUCCUCUCUAGCCGGAGUUUGUUCUUGGCCGCAUCAGCGAUUAUCCGUGCCUGAAAGUCGAGUGCACUUUUACACUUCUGCCUGGGGCAACUUCACCGACUCCUGCAAUGCGUUAUCGAGAAGUUCCUUAAGAAACAUUAACGGCGCUGCAUACCCUCUAAUUCCGUUCCCGGUAUUCUUGAACUAGCUCUUCGUGGUCCGUCAUGCCAUCUAUCCUCAGUGACGCCGACAAAGAAACCGUCAAGAGGACUGUCCCCAAACCGGCGAACAAGAUUCAUGCUGUAGCUGUUGCGCGACUAUAUGUGGCCUACCCGGAUCCUCAAAAAUGGACAUACACAGGUCUACAGGGUGCCGUCGUCCUGGCGAAUGAUUUAGUCGGGCGGACCUUUUGGUUGAAGCUGGUGGAUGUAUCGCCCGCUGGACGAGGUGUUAUCUGGGACCAGGAGAUCUACGAUAAUUUCCCCUAUAACCAGGACCGAACAUUCUUUCACACGUUUGAGUUGGAAGAGUGUGCCGCUGGUUUAUCCUUUGCUGAUGAGAAGGAAGCUAAAACGUUCAUCAAGAAAAUGCAAGAGCGGGAGAAAAAUGCGAGCAAAGAAACUCGGCAGACACCUUUUGCAUCCACUCGUGGUCAAGGCCCCGCUCCCAUAGCAAAUGGUAAACAUGGCGUAGGACGGUCGAUUUUCGGGAGCCUGCUAGGCCAUCGGUCAACAUCGGGGUCAAAUGCGCCUCCACCAGUAGCACAUACAGAACCUCCUUCUGCGCCUUCCAUUCAAGUCGCACCUCCCCCACCGAGCAGUCCCCCACGCAAGCCCUUGCCCUUCGACACCAGUGAUCCGUCCUGGAAAGGUCUUCUGGACGAACUCUUGCAGAUGGGAAUUACGGAAGACCAGAUCGCAGAGAAUUCGGACUUUAUCAAGGCAUAUAUAGAGCAGAAACAAAGCAACGGGGUCGAUUCUACUCCGUCUCCAGCUGAGGACAAAAGGGGCAAAGCUCCCCCUCCGCCUCCUCCAUCGGCGCCUCCUGCUCCUAAGUCAACCUCUAUAAGCCCGCAACAUACAGGUAAUAGUACGGGUAGUCGACGAGGCGCUCCGCCACCACCUCCACCGUCACGAAGAACUCGUGCUGAGGCAGAGGAAGAGUCGCCUGCAUCCACUCGCGAACCAUCUCCGCCCCGGCCCAGAUUCCGAGCGCCGCCUCCAAUUGCAGAUGCUGGCAAAUUUGCGCACACGAAUGGGCCCCCUCUUCCCGGCCGACAGCGAGCGUCAUCGGGCACGACCCCUGGGCCUCCUCCCCCACCACGACCUCCAAAGACUCCCAUGGAUGACAGUCAACCGCGGUUUGGGGUGCCUCCACCUUUCGGAGGGGAGCGAAAGGUGUCCGCUCCUCCAGCACCACCAAGCCGUAACACGGCGCCUCCAGGGCCACCACCACGGCCACCUCCCCGCACGUCAAGCCCUGCAGUACCGCCGCAGCUUCCUCCGAAAGUGCCUCAUGCACCGGCCUCAACGCCAGCACCUCCACCACCACCACCCCCGAGAAGUCCGGCCAGCCAACCGCCUCCUCCUCCGCCUGUACCAGCUGCUUCCCGGCCUACGCCCCCUCCACCUGCGUCCAGUGCGGUGCCCCCUCCACCACCACCACCACCGCCUUCAUCAAGCCCAAGUCCUUCUGUACCCCCUCCCCCUCCCCCUCCAUCAAGCAGAGGCCCUCCAGCUCCUCCACCGCCACCCCCAUCUUCGAGCAUCCCUCCGCCUCCGCCUCCACCCGGCCGUGGUGGAGCAGCUCCACCUUUGCCCACACCCUCUGGUGGAAGAGACGACCUUAUGGCUGCCAUUAGGGCAUCCGGAGGCAAGGGUGGCGGAGGCUUGCGGAAAGUCCAAGACACCGACAAAAAGGAUCGCAGUGCGGCGAUGGUUCCUGGGUCUGCCAACGAAUCAUCCGCAGCUUCAGCAGGGGGUGGUGCUGCCCAGGGUGGUAUGGCAGGCGCUCUUAAAGCCGCUCUGGACAAGAGAAAGCAGAAAGUUAGCGGUAGUGAUGACGAAAAGGAAGACGACGAUGAUUGGUAAACUCGGUGGCCACUUCUCAAUUUUUGCUUCAUGUGUUGCUGUGGGUUAGACCGGUCUAGUUUCGCUUGAUACCUACAUAUUGCAGCGUUCUUCGUUUCAAUAUUCAGCAUUAUUCUUCAACUGAGCAGGUGUCGGUUGGAUUUCCCACCCCCCUGAAAAGGCUCCUUCAUGUAACAAAAGUAAUGUCUUACAAUAGUCUGGGAUCCGACGAGCAA
This is a messenger RNA of Aspergillus caelatus, 2495 nucleotides long. Its product is annotated as WASP family protein. The record is from RefSeq and is a predicted model, not a curated record. NCBI's taxonomy places the organism in Eukaryota, Fungi, Ascomycota, Eurotiomycetes, Eurotiales, Aspergillaceae. The coding region runs from base 415 to 2280 and encodes 621 amino acids. Gene Ontology annotation, molecular function: actin binding. The transcript is spliced from 3 exons.